Messenger RNA from Harmonia axyridis, 1819 nucleotides. RefSeq names its product kynurenine aminotransferase-like. NCBI's taxonomy places the organism in Eukaryota, Metazoa, Arthropoda, Insecta, Coleoptera, Coccinellidae. Gene Ontology annotation, cellular component: cytoplasm; mitochondrion. Bases 357 to 1802 code for a protein of 481 amino acids. Gene Ontology annotation, biological process: biosynthetic process. The record is from RefSeq and is a predicted model, not a curated record. The transcript has a single exon. Gene Ontology annotation, molecular function: pyridoxal phosphate binding; L-kynurenine:2-oxoglutarate transaminase activity.
UUCUUCAAAUUGACAUUUAACAGUGUUGACAAUCCUUGAAAUUUUGUAAAUUAAUGAAAUUAUAAUAAAUCAAGAAAUUUGGGCUGAAACUAUAAUUUUUUUAUUACAUUUGGACCUCAGCUCAAUUGGAGGCUAAUCAAUAGAAAAUUAGUAUUUUUAUAUUUCAAUAUAUUAAAACAAAAAAUAAUAUGUAGCGUAAAAAAGCUUUCAUAAGAUCUGAGAGUGAAGGACUAAAGGUCAAAUUUUUAUCUAAAUUCAUUAUAAUAUUUCUAUAAACAUUUGCCUGCUUCAUGAGGAUGUGAAUAAGCUUAUUGUUUUUGCAUGUUUAACCAUUCAGGGAAGUUGAAUUAUCCUACAUGACGUGCGUAAAAAUUUCCCGUAAAUGUCUGCUAUCUUUUAUUAGGAAUAGAAGUUUGACAACAGUGCGCUUAUUGAGUGGGAAAAGCGAGGCUGGUGAUAAAAUUUUAGAAAGUCCUUCAGUGAAAGCGUCCUCUUUGCCUCCAGAAGCCACAAUGAGUACUGGUCUAGGAGAUAAAUUUUGUCUUCCAAAAAGAUACCAAGGAAGUGAGAAAAGUGUGUGGGUGGAAUAUAUCCAACUGGCAUUGGAAUACAAACCAGCUUGUAACUUAGGUCAAGGCUUUCCGGACUACCCACCACCAAAAUAUGUUACAGAAGCUCUAGCGCAAGUUGCAAAGAGUGAUAACUGUCUUUUACAUCAGUAUACAAGAGGAUUUGGCCAUCCUCGAUUAGUUAAUGCAAUUGGAAAGCUAUAUUCUGAAUUAAUAGGACGUCAAUUGAAUCCCAAUACUGAAAUUCUCACAACAGCUGGUGCCUAUGAAGCUUUAUAUUCUACCAUUAUAGGUCAUGUUGAUGAAGGUGAUGAGGUUAUUAUUAUUGAACCAUUUUUCGAUUGCUAUGAACCUAUGGUUAAAAUGGCUGGUGGAAUAUGUAAAUUUAUUCCUCUGAGACCUAAAGAGAAUGAAACUGGGAUUUCUUCUUCAGCUGAUUGGGUUUUGAAUCCUAAAGAACUCGAAAGUAUGUUUAAUGAAAAGACUAAAAUGCUGAUUUUGAAUACACCAAAUAACCCUCUUGGAAAAGUAUUUACAUUAGCUGAACUUGUUAUGAUUGCUGAUUUAUGUAAAAAAUGGAAUGUCUUAUGUGUAUGUGAUGAAGUAUACGAGUGGAUAGUGUACAAGCCUAACAAACACAUCCGAAUGGCUACAUUACCAGGCAUGUGGGAUCGAACAAUAACAAUUGGUUCAGCUGGUAAAACAUUCAGUGUAACAGGUUGGAAGGUUGGUUGGGCUUAUGGUCCUGCAAAUCUUAUGGUGAAUUUACAAAUGAUACAUCAAAACUGUGUUUAUACUGGUACAACUCCCAUUCAAGAAGCUGUGGCCAUUUCGUUUGAGAAAGAAAUUUCACGCUUAGGUUCAAAUGAUUGUUUCUUUAUUCAGUUGGCUAGAGAAUUGGAAGCAAAAAGAGAUAUGAUGGUUAAGGCCCUCAUCGAAGCUGGAAUGAAGCCAGUAAUACCAGAAGGUGGUUAUUUUAUUUUGACUGAUUGGUCUCCUAUUUCUAAAUUUAUUGAUCUUAAUAGUGAGAAAGACAAAUAUAAAGAUUAUAAAUUUACCAAGUGGAUGACAAAAAAGCUUGGUUUACAAGGAAUACCAUCAAGUGCCUUCUAUAGUGUGCCAAAUAAGCCAUUGGCAGAAGAUUAUGUCAGGUACUGUUUUAUUAAGAAGGAUGAAAAUAUUAAAAAAGCAGCUGAUAUUCUUAUGAAGUGGAAAGCUUCAGUAGGAUUGUAAAAGAAGAUGUGAAUGUU